GGGCAAGACUUUCUCGUAUCUUCGUCGUCUACCUUGCCGGGACGGAGUCACAUUCCUGCCUCAUGGCCACAUCUGGCACGGCGAUGCGCGCCACCUACAAGGUGCGUACAGUCAUCAGUACCAGCUGCCCAUCAGAACCGAGACGCAAAGGACCAAAUUCGGGGUUGGAAGGCGGGCAACGAUACGCCCGACUGGGCAAGGGCGGCGAUGCCCGGCAACAUCGUUUUCACGGCGAGGCAAACAUCCCAUGCCGUGUAAGCACCGGUUCCAAAGCAUUCUUCUGCACGAUGAAUCUAUUCACGCAGAAAUAACCCCGCCCCCGCGAUACAUAAGGAGAGCGAUCGCCUGGCUUGGCUAUAUUGUAUCGUUCUGAAUACCAUCGUUUAAACCUCACACAUCCGCCCAUCACCUUUGCUCAACUUGCAGCGUGCCUUUGGCAAAAACACCUUCGCUUGAAUCAGAGACACUCGCUUCCAAUCUACGAUGAAGUCCAUCCAGCUGUUGUCUGUAGCGGGGCUCGCAGCCUAUGCGCAGGCUUGGGGGACUGAUAUCAGCACCGCUUACACGACUGUGGUGACCACAGCCUAUGAGACAUACUGUCCUUCGCCUACUACCUUUGUUCAUCACAACGUGACUUACACGGCGUCCACGGCAACGACAAUUACCAUCACGAACUGUCCUUGCACUAUCACUACCAGACAACCCCCUCCAUACACCACAACCAAGACGAUUUACCCGCCGCCCGUCGUCAACACCACUUCUUGCCCGCCAGAGAUCACUAGCACGACGAUCAAGACGAUCAAGACCACCAAGCAUACCCCGCCUCCCAAGCCGACCUACCACAACACCACCGUCAUCGAGCACACGCCCAAACCUCCCAAGCCUACGGAGCACCCGACUCACUCGGAGGAGACGCCCAAGCCGCCCAAACCCACGAGCGAGCAUCACCACCCCCACCCCAACAGCACCUCGACUGUCGUUGUUGUAAUCACACCGCCCGCCGAGACCAUCAUCGCCAGCACUACCCCUGUUACCCCCGUCACUCCCGUCACCAACCUCCCCACCAAUACACCUGUCGGGCCAACGACCACCAGGCCCGUCACGGUUCCCGCGAACGCGGCUGGUAUGGUUGAAGCUGGUGCCGGCGCGGCUUUGGGUGCUGUCCUACUCGCUCUCCUGGUUUGAUCCGACUGAACAGACUUGGGGAGUGGAUAAGUCUGACGAAUUGGCUUUUAACUUUCAUCACUUUCAUUUACGGCCGGCAAAAGUUGGAAGAGGUGAACACACCGGAUAAUCAUCUUUGCUUUUUAUUGCGAUACCCUAUGGCAACUUUUGAAGUUUGGGACACAACGGCGGUUAUCUGUGGGGAGUAUCAGGGAAUGUUUUGCCAUAUUGGGUUACAUACAGUCCUUACGAAAAAUAAUGAUAAUCAUAGUUCAGAGAGUGGAAGUGCUCAAACAUGUGAGCACAUCACUAGAAACAAUCCUUACAAGAAAGCAUACCUCAAAGUUCGAUUUUCCCCCCUCGAUAGGUGAUAGGUCGAUAAGGGAACGACAUGAUAAGAGCCGCUGCAGUGAACAAUGCAGCUCUUCACGUCCGCCAAGAAUCAAUAAUUCAAAACCUCUCGCAGCUGACCGCAUAUACAACUCACCCUCACACCACAAGCUACCCAAGGUAUCCAACUACGCUCGUGGCCCCGACCGAAAGCAGACCGCGGGACCACAUACACCCACACAAAAAAAGAAGCUUCUCCAGCAAACAAAGUCACCCGCGCGGAAAAGGCAGAAUCUCUGCUGCGCCAGUGAGAAGCAUAAAAAAGAUGGCGGCCGUACCGUGUAGUCUGCGAUGACGAUGGGCGAAAUGGGGGGGUGAUGAAUAAUCCAGUGGUCUUUCCUAACCCCCCGCUCAUGCACGCUCUUCGUAUUCCGCACCACCCCCGGCAAAAACGAGCCAAGCACGUGGUUCGUAGCCCACGGGAAGAAGCUUACAUCAAUCGUCUAGGUACGAAAGCGGGCGUUUUGGCGUACACGUGUAAUCGUG
Colletotrichum scovillei is the source of this 2040-nucleotide messenger RNA. RefSeq lists its product as uncharacterized. The transcript has 3 exons. The record is from RefSeq and is a predicted model, not a curated record. Lineage: Eukaryota; Fungi; Ascomycota; Sordariomycetes; Glomerellales; Glomerellaceae. The coding region runs from base 484 to 1185 and encodes 233 amino acids.